UUUCAAUCCGUGCUUUUUUUCCCUAGGCCCCUAUUGCCACAAUCGUCACCGCCUCCGUUUCUUGAACGGAUUCCGCCCGCAUUCUGUAUUACAUUCUACUGUAUAUCGCCUCAUUAUGCUGCUGAAGACAUUUCAAGGCGUCUGUCGUUCCGAUGCAAAGUCACGCCUACAUAUCCUGCGCUGAUUGAUUGCAAAUGACCAUUUCUCAAUAUGCUACAAAAAUUCUUUUCGGUAUAUCGAUGUACAGUAAUACAUCACGGUACCGCCUGACCGUUUGCUUCAGCAUCCCCUGCCCUGAAUUCUGCCUCUUGAGAGCCGCAGCAGGGAUCUCCCGGCAGACGAAGGAAGCGCAGGAGAGCCUCGGCAUGGCAGCCCCUCGCUUCUGCUGCUCUCCUGCCUUCCUGAAAGCUGGUAUCAUGACCCUGACUAAGGGCUCAUUCACUUACUCCAGUGGAGAGGAAUAUUGUGGGGAAUGGAAGGAAGGGCGUCGGCAUGGUGUUGGACAAUUGACUUUUGCUGAUGGCAGCAUUUACACAGGACAUUUUGAAAAUGGUCUCUUCAAUGGAUAUGGAGUGCUCACUUUUGCAGAUGGCUCCAGUUCUGAUGUUUUCAGAACUUUUAUAGUGAUUGCAGAUGAGGUAGCAGUAUCCAGUCAGACACACUCCUGUUACUGUUGCAGAUAUGAAGGAGAAUUUGUACAGGGAAAGUUCAAUGGUGUUGGAGUCUUCACACGCUAUGACAACAUGAUCUUCGAGGGAGAAUUCAAGGGUGGACGGGUUGAUGGUUUUGGACUUUUGACUUUUCCUGAUGGCUCCCAUGGGAUACCCCGUAAUGAAGGCUUCUUUGAAAACAACAAACUCUUGCGACGGGAAAAGUGCCAGACAGUAGUCCAACGCGCACAGAGUGCCUCUAAGAUGGCACACAGCCUGACAGCAUAAGGGGUAUAAACUCUACAAGACCCUAACACAUGGCUUACCUAUGACUGGCAGCCUAACCCAGAGGUUGGUGAGAGUGUGGAGUACAAGAUUCACAGAGGCAAAUACCAUCUCUAGGAUGCAAACUAUCACAACUCAACCCUGCUUGCCUUUAUCAUUUCCUUAAGCAGCUUGGCCCCUAUAAUGUGAACUGGUGCCAAAACUCAACUAUGAAGCCUACGUCUCCUCUCAGUGUUAUUUCUGAGAUCAUAGCAUUUCCUUUGUCAGAAGCAUUCUCUGUUGGACAGAUUCCUAAUUCUAUAAUCCCACAACUGAGUUGGGCACAAUGGGAAUCCCAAUCAACAGGGGCUCGUUAAUACUGUAUACAAUCCAUCUUUCUUGCCACAAACCUAACACAGCUGGAACAUUAUGUGAUCAGUUGAGUUGGUUUCCAGUGGUCAAAGGGGGAUUUAGAACUUGCAUUUAGUUUAGCUUUCUAUCUUCUUAUAUGUCCCUAAACCUCUAGUUGAUUCCUCACUGAGGCUGAGUCUUCCUUUCUUUAUAAAAAUUAAAUGAAUAAAUACAAAAGCAAAGAAUUAACAUAUUGAGUGGAACUAAGAAUUCUAGACUUUCUGAAUGUGACUUUUAACAAUUUUGCAGAUCAGCAUAAUAAGAAUGUCUGAGUUCUGCUACACUUUAUGCUUUAGGCUCCAGAAUAGAUCCAGGAUCUCUUUCCACUCUUUAUUCUAGCCUUGUGUUUUACACAAUUUGCUAAGGCCGUUUUCACUGUGAGCUUCUUGUGUGACAGACAGCAUUUCACAAUUAUCCCUUCCUUACAUGAGAUGCAUGCCACUUAUCUAGGGGCCGCAGAAGGAAGAGAUUCACUAAGCUCCAGAGCUGUUACAUGGUUUUCAUCUACCAUAGUGCCAUAUCCACACAGCUGUAUCAUUUUACAAAUAUUAAAAAGGGAAUAUAAUUACUUUAUAUAAACCCUGCCUCUGUUAGUCAUAGGACAAACGAAGUUUUGCAAAUGCCUUCCUACUUCAUUACUGGAAGUCCUUUGCACACACAUACGCCUUGUCCCCGCCCACACUUCCCUCUUCUGGCUUCUGAAAUUUUACCACACAUUCCAUAAAUGUUUUAAGCCUGACUUUGCUGCCUUAAUGGCUAGACAUUUGCUUUAAAAUAAAAAUGUAUCUCAGGAUGCUGAUCACUAGUCCAAUAUAUUAUAUCACAGAACAAUGGCAUGCACACAGCCCUAUAUGUAUCCAAAAUAAGCAACAGCAUCAUUUAUACAAUGCUGUAGAGCUGAAGAGACAGCUGUUCCCAGAUAAUGUCAUAUAUCUUUGUAGAAGAUGCAUUCAGUAACACUGAAACUUAGCACAACAGCUUACAAUAACUUAUAAUGUGGAGAUUACAGGGCAUUCUUAAUAUAUAGUACAAAGAGAUGGGCAAUGAUACAGAAAGGAUAACUGGUUCCUUGCUAGAGAUGGAGGCUGAAUGGAAAUGCCAGGCUAGGGUAAUAGAAGGGAAACUUAAGUUUUGUGGAGGUGAUAGCAAAUUAAAUCCCUUAGUGGGGUGAUUUAGUUAAGAUUGGUCAAUAAAGAACAACUCUAUUUCUGUCAAUCACUUUGUUUCUGUGCACUAAAAUUAAACAUGGGAUUGUUUAAAACAGGGGGGUUUCUUAGUCAAGCAUUGACCCACAUUAUGUGUGUCCCUAAGUGCCAUGCUGGAGCCCUUGUAACCAGCCUAUCUCCACACUGAAUGUCUGUGUGUCAAUGCUACCCUCGUGCCUUUGUGUCUCUGCCCAUGUAAGGGCCUUGGCCAAAUAAAGAGUUGCUGAAUCUUGA
Messenger RNA from Python bivittatus (Burmese python), 2764 nucleotides. RefSeq names its product MORN repeat containing 4 (gene MORN4). Gene Ontology annotation, biological process: response to axon injury. Gene Ontology annotation, cellular component: cell projection. The record is from RefSeq and is a predicted model, not a curated record. Lineage: Eukaryota; Metazoa; Chordata; Lepidosauria; Squamata; Pythonidae.